Seminavis robusta is the source of this 2060-nucleotide messenger RNA. The record is from the annotation of a GenBank genome assembly. Lineage: Eukaryota; Bacillariophyta; Bacillariophyceae; Naviculales; Naviculaceae.
CUUCCCUCUUUUAGUUUUAACCAUUUUGUUUGAAUUGGAUUUGCCAACCGCCACCAGCUCGCCAUCCCAGAGCCCUGAGUGAGGAGCAGAUUUUGAAAACACUCCACUACGGUACGGUACUUCGUUGUGUUGCCUGCAGCUGCUUGUCAACAAAAAGAAAAGCAGGGGUGCAGUACCACAAAACACAUUCUUCUUCUUCUUCUUCUUCUUUCCCACGCAUCCUUCCAUCAAUCCUCUCUCCUCCCUUCCAUCCAUCCAUCCAUCCAUCCAUCAUGACGAACAACAACAGUAGAAGCCCCAUUCCUCCUCAUAGUAGUAGUAGUCACCACCAUGGCAGUAGUAGUCGUUGGCAAUUGAAAAAGAUGUUCCAGCGCACGGCCAGUGUGGGUGCGGACAUUAUCAGCACUCACAUUGACGAUCGUCAAGGCGACACGGAGUUCUUUGCAUCGUUGGAAGAGACUGACCACAACUUGGCUUGUUUGAAGCGUUCGGAAGUAGAAGUGGGUCUUCUGUUGGGCAAGGGAACCUUUACCGAAGUGCAUGCUAUUACCGGGAUUGUCUUGGACCAGUCGGCGCUGGUGGGGAGUAAUAACAAGCAUCAAAAGAAGAAACGCGAGGAACUCCGAUCGACUGUCAACAACAACAAGAAGCGACAGCAACAAGAGUACGCCCUCAAGCACUUGUCUCGUGAAACCUUACAAGCGACGUGUCCCAAGACACUGGCCCGCGCCGCACGUGAAUUGGUCAACGACGCCAAGUAUUUGAGCCGCUUGUCGCAACAUUCCAACAUUGCCACGUUGCGAGGCAUUACGCUCGAUGCCUUUGGCCACAAUUACUUGGCGCAUCAAUUUGACGAUUUUUUUCUCAUUCUCGAUCGUUUGUCUCCGGUGACGUUGGCAGAUCGCAUUUAUCGGGAAUGGCGGGUUGCUCCCAAUCGCGGCACGGAACCCGACGAAGACUUGAUCCCCAUGAAAGCCAACUAUGCCUUUCAAAUUGCCAAGGCACUUCGAUACUGUCAUGAGAAUGGAGUCUUGUACAGAGAUUUAAAGCCCGCCAACUGUGCCUUUGCGUUGCACGAUCCUCAUUGCAUUCAACUCUACGACUUUGGAUUGGCCCGGGAUUUUGUCGCACAACAGUCCUACCGCUUGACACUGGCGGGGACCCGACGCUAUCUUGCGGGGGAAGUCUUGACGACGGGAGCCUACACGUGGAAAUCGGACACGUACAGUUGGGCCAUGACCUAUUACGAAAUGUGCACCGAACGAAAGCCCUAUCAUGGUGUCACGGCUGCCGAACAUCAACUCUACGUGUGCGAACAAGGAGAACGACCUACGGUGGACGACUACUAUUUUCCGGAAGCCCUCGAUGACAUUCUCGCCAACAGUUGGCAUCCCAAUGUCCAUCAACGAUGGAGUAUGGAUCAAGUCUGUCGACAAAUGCAGACUUUUCUCAUGCAACUCGAUGUCUCCUACUACGAGCAAAAGGAAGGCGAUUUCCUCUUUGACUUGGAACUGCCUGCGCAGCAGUACAUCGAACCGCUCGCACUCGAAGAAGGACUGUUGGUAUCAUCCUCGUUCCAUGAACAACAGAACCACAACAGUACUAGUAGUAUGGAUCUCGAUGUGGAUGGCUGGAUGGUCAAGGCCGAAUUGGUUGGUGACACGGAGAUGAAGACGUCCUUCAAGUCGGUCGGGUCCAACGACGAACGUGCUUCCAGCGACACGCCGCCCGUCGAACAGGCACGACGACAGUCCUUGUCGUCCACUGGACAGCCACGCAAGAUCAUCUCCGAGGCUGCCUAAGAAGCGAAAAAGGACAACAACAUUGGGAAAUGGAAAUUGUACAGUACAACGGAUCCAAAUCGAAUGAAUCAUUCGAUUCGAUACAUUCAAACAGAAUGCAUGCAGGCAUGACACAUUUUCACGCGUAGCUUAGCAAGACAAAACAAGAUCUAGAGCAUCUUCGGAAAACAAAGCAAGACAAAACAAAAAGAGAAUAGACACAGUAGCCCAGAGAAAUAAUCAGUUAAAAAUACAUACUAGUAGAAACGCAACGAGGUG